Messenger RNA from Drosophila subobscura, 581 nucleotides. RefSeq names its product spore coat protein SP65-like. The record is from RefSeq and is a predicted model, not a curated record. Bases 111 to 488 code for a protein of 125 amino acids. The transcript has a single exon. Lineage: Eukaryota; Metazoa; Arthropoda; Insecta; Diptera; Drosophilidae.
AAUAGAAAAACAGUGGAACUAUCUGUUAUUUACAACAAUUACAAAAACUACCUAAGAGGGUUUUCUGCUAUAAAAGCCACCAUUCUUUGCCAGAUCAGACACAAACCACCAUGCGCUUCUCAUUCGUUCUCCUUCUCGCGGUCCUCGGCUGCUUCCUGCUGGCCCAGGAGAGUGGCGCUGCCACAGGCACGAGCACAACCGUCGCGGCAACGACCAGCGCUUCGGCUACAACUACUGUCGCGUCCACGGCCACUACAACAGUCGCUCCUUCCACCGCAACCACCACCGUUGCCUCUUCGACCUCGGACACGACCACAGCGUCCUCAUCAUCUUCAGGCUCCAACUCCGCAGCGGCCAGGCGUCGUCGACGUCGCCGUCGUCUGGCUCGUCAGCGCCAGCGCCGUGAGCGCCAGAGGCAGCGCCAGACCCAGAGGCUCCGCAACAGGAUUCAGAACCAGCGCCGUGUGAUCAACGAACUCCAAGGUUAAGCGGAAAAAAAGGAGACAUAUCCAAAACUCCCGAUAAAUUUUUCCCUGAUGAAAACCUUACCUUUAAGCACCGAUGAAAUAUGAAAAAUUGAA